AUGCAUAAGAAGAUUGAAAUAACAUUGUGCUCGAUUUCAUAUUUCUAUAAUGUCCAAUAAUAAAAUAAUUAUCUUUUAUAUGAUUUUUCUCUUCCAGACAAGUAAACCUAACUCAUAUUUUUAGUAACAAAUAAUACAAAGCAAUAAAAGUUGAUUAAAAUAAACUGAAAGAUGCAACUAAAUUAGAAUAAGCUCUUGAAAUUACGUAAAUAUUUUUAUCUUAUAUUAGACUUGCACAAAAUAAACUGUUAGAAAAGAAAAGAAGAGCCUAUAAUUUUAUUCUUCCAUUUAAAUAAUCCAAUUACGUCACUACACAUUUGACAUAAUUAGUGACAUAGUCAGAUGGCUUAUCUCUAAGUUUAGAGUCUGAUAAUUUCUUUGAUAUUCUACUAGAAUACAAAAACUUAGAUAAGCUAAUUAUUCAUGAUAAUAUGGUGGAAAAUUUGAAAUUUUUUCAUCUUCUUUUAUGUUAGGAAUUAGUUAGAGAAAUAUAUAUUAUAUGUGAAUCAUAAGAAAAUUUAGUUUCUCGUUUUCCUUUUUGUUAUUAGAAUUUUGAAUUCAGCUUACCAAAUGAGAUUAUUGAGAAUUAACUUUACUUAGGUAAUAGCAAUCAUGCCAAUAAUCUAAAAGCCUUGAAUCUUUUAGGAAUUACUCAUGUUGUUAAUUGUGCCAAAGAAAUUCCUAAUUAUUUCAGUGAAAUCUAAUAAGAAAAUAAAGAUUUCAUUAAAUACUUUUAGGUUCCUGUUUUGGACUUAGAAGAAGAACCAAUAUCUGAUCAUUUUGAUGAAGCUUACAUUUUUAUUAAUGAAGCAUUAAAUAAAUAAGAAAAUAAGGUAAAUAUAUAAAAUUCUAUAGUUUAAAAGGUGUUAGUUCAUUGUGCAUAAGGAAAGAGCAGAUCAGCAACAAUUGUACUAAUGUUUUUAAUGAGAAAUAAAUAAUGGUCUUUUGAUUAAGCUUAUGAAUAUGCAAAGAAAAGAAGAGAAAUCAUUUCUAUAAAUGAUGGCUUUUAAUAUUAAUUAUUGCAGAUUUGA
Messenger RNA from Paramecium pentaurelia, 1031 nucleotides. Lineage: Eukaryota; Ciliophora; Oligohymenophorea; Peniculida; Parameciidae. The record is from the annotation of a GenBank genome assembly.